CGACUUUCAGCACCUUAAAGCCCGGCAAAUAUUGUCAAACUCGAGGAUUCUCAACUGCUGCCAGCUGUCAGUUACUGGCAUCCAAAAAAAAAACCCCCACUUGACGAGGAGUGGAAAUCCACAAAAAACAGACACCAGGGCUUAGGCCGAAAGCAGAGCACCAGCCAAACAGUACAAAACAAUGAACGCCGAGCAGGAAGAGGAACGUGUUUGCCUUAGAACCGCCGACGAGCAGGAACAGGAACAGGAACAGAACAAGGAGCAGGACCAGAAGCAACAGCGCAACAUGGACGACGAUGACGACAAGCUGGUCUCGGACGAAGUGCAUCUACGGCAACUCAGCUCAACGCCAGCCUCGGCCUUACAGCAGCGCCGCCAAAGCAACAGCGUGACCCGGUCCGCUCCACCGGAGCUGACACAGCGUGGCCCGACCUUAAAGGAGCCGGAGAAGGAGGCGGAGCAGGGCGUGGUGCUGCGACGGGCCAUCGAAAAGGGGGCCAUUACCUUGGCACAAAUAGACGAUCUAAGACUGGAGAGCGACGACGACGUCGACGACGACGACGAGGACGGCGAGGAUGACGUGAACAACUACGACGAUGUUGACUGCGGCCAGGGCUUGAGCAAUCCCGCAGCGCAGACCACAAAUGAUGAGCAGAUUACAGCCACAACAAUGGCAACUACAGCCACAACAAUGGCAGCUACGGCCACAGCAGCAACAGCACAGGAAGCAGCCACUGGCAGAACGUGUACGCCAACCACUCUGGAUAUGUCCAAAAUACCACGCCUGCCCGGCGACGGGGCACAGAUGGACGACAGCGGCGACCUGCCCCAUUCGCUGCAAGCCUCCACAGCAUCAAUUUUAUCCAAUUUGCGCAAGAAACAGCAGGCACGACCUGUCGGCGGGGUCUUGGCCAAGCAAACGCCACGGCGCGUGCAGUCCGUGCGCAUCGUCGAGGACAAAUCCGGCUAUGGACCCAAGCGACGCACCGAAAGCUGCAGCAUAUUUGGCAACAGCAAUUUUGAUUAUGAACUGGAAUCGGGCCAAUCCAUUGCCAGCAUGGCUGGCCCCCAGCGUCCGAUGACUAAUGAAACGUAUUCGGCCUUCAAGAGCGGCAACGUGGUCAAGGGCAUACUGUGCCCCUCGCUAACCAACUCCUUCAAGCAGAGCUCGCUGGAGCGCAGCUAUCUGACCUACACACACAGGCAAAGGCAGAAGUCGCUCAUCAUCGUGAAUGUGGUGGACUUUGUGCUGAAGAUUGUGAUGGCGCUCAUCUGGAUGCUGCAGCCCAAGGAGGAGCGCCUAGAAACUAGCACGUCUUACGCGAGCACAGCCACUGCGAUUACCUGGUCAGUUUGCUGUGGCAUUGCCAAUCUGGCCAUUUGCUUCCUAGGGUAUUGGCGCUGCUUCGCCAACAAUUAUUUGCACUGGGCGGCGGUCUGCACUUGGGUGCUCUUCAAUAUACAAGGAUUCAUCAGCGAGGGCGUGGGCUUCGAGAACCGGGAGUACCUGGUCUGGUACAUUCUGUUCGUCAUAUUUGUGCCCUAUGCCAUGCUGCCGCUGCCGCUCAAAUGGUGCGUCGUGGGCGGCACAAUCACAGCCAGCUGCCACCUGGCCGUAAUUACCAUCAACAAAUUGCAGGACAAGACGACGCCACUGGAUACGAACUGCGUGCUAUUCCAAAUCAUUGCCAAUUUCAUUCUAUACACCGCCAUUAAUGUCGCUGGCAUGUAUACCAAAUAUCUGACAGAUCGCGGACAGCGCUUGGCCUUCAUCGAGACCCACAAGGCCAUGGAGCACAAAAAAGAGUCCGAAAAGGAAUUGCAGCGCACGCAAAAGUUACUCGAUUCAAUUUUGCCCAACAUUGUGAAUAAUCAAAUACGCAGCGAAAUGUACAAGGGCACGGACCCCUCUGUGGAGACGCAGUUCAACAAGCUCUACGUGUACCCCAUGGACAAUGUGAGCAUUUUGUUUGCGGAUAUAAAGGGGUUUACCGAGCUGGCGAGCAAGACAUCAGCGCAGCAAUUGGUGAAAAUUCUAAACGAUCUUUUUGCUCGCUUCGAUCGCAUCGCGGAGGAUAAUCAUUGCUUGCGCGUGAAGCUGCUCGGUGACUGCUACUACUGUGUUUCACAAUUCGAAAGCGACAACUGGAAGACGCGGCCGGAUCAUGCGGUGUGCAGCGUCGAAACCGGGCUGCACAUGAUAAAGGCCAUUAAGGAUGUGCGCCUGCAUACGCACGUCGACCUCAACAUGCGCAUCGGCAUACACAGCGGCUCCGUGAUGUGCGGCGUGCUGGGCAACAAGAAAUGGCAUUUUGAUGUUUGGUCAAAUGAUGUUAUCAUUGCAAAUCACAUGGAGUCUGGCGGCAUUCCCGGACGCGUGCACAUCUCGGAGGCGACUCUCAACUGCCUGAACGAUGCCUACGAGGUGGAGCCGGGCAACGGCGGCACCCGAGAUAAUCAUCUCAAUAAGAUGAACGUGACUACCUAUCUAAUCAAGCGAACGGAGCCAUUGAGACCCAAGCGACGCUUUGGCACGCGCAGCAGCGUUCAUCAGAGCAGCAGCAUUGCCGCUUCUGUUCCCCAUUCGGGAACUGCGCCGCUGCCCAAAUCGAUCUCGGCCAGUGGCAGCGGCAACGAUUGCAGCAUGGGCAGCACCGCAGCUGUGGCCAUUGGCGACGGCGGCAGCAUCGAUGGACGCAGCCUGGAGUGCGCCGUCGCCCUGGCUGUGCAGCAGCCAUCACAGCUACUCCAGCAGCAGCAGAAGAAGAACAUCUCGCUCAACUCGCUGCCCAAUGUAGUCGAGGGCGUGGCCCUGGACAACCGCCGUCUGCGCAAUGGCAUAGCCGCCGGUGCUGCCAUCAAUGCGAACGCAAGUGGCGCCGGAGCACCUGCUGGCCUGUCCACAGUCUCCUCUCCAACGGCCAUGAUGUCCAAUCCACUGGAACAGCAGCUGAGGCCGCGCAAUGGCGCCAGCAUACAAAAUCUAACGGACUCCAUCAGCGCCAAGGGCCUGGUCAUAGAAGACGAGAGCACGACCGAGUGGAUACCGGAAAUACCAUUUAGAAAUUUAAACAGUCCGGAGGAGACUUUGAAUCGCGCAGAUUCCAUAUUGGUAGAUUCAAAACUUGAUCAUCGCGUUUCGGUAACCCCCAUGGAUGAAGAGAUUGACGAGUUCAUCGAACAGAAUAUACAAAUCAAUUCGAAUAAGGAAAUACGACGGGAAUAUCUGAAUGCCUGGACAUUGAAGUUCAUCGACAAAAGCCAGGAGCAGAAAUUCUGUCAGCUGCGCGAGGAUAUGUUUCGCUCCAACAUGCUUUGUGUGUUUGUCAUUUGGAUAUUUAUGGUGCUAUGCCAGGUCAUCAUUAUCCCACGCUGCACCAUCGUCAUCAUUUGCUUGGCGGUCGGCACUGUGGUGCUCACCUUCUGCUGCGUCCUGGUGAUGGCCGAGGAGUUUCCAGGCCUGCCUGGUUGCCUGAAAAUCAAUUCUGCCAAAUUGGUUCAUCAGCGUCGACGUCGCACGCUCUUCAUUUGCGGCGUCAUUGUGUCCAUGUGCUUGCUAAGCGCGAUUGGCCUGGUGCUCUGCCCAUCCUCUAGUUACAACGGCACCACGAAUGACGUGCGGCUCCUCAACGAUUCCUGGGACAGGGACUCGACGGUCUCCAUCACGCAGACGAUUCAGCGAAAUAUCACAAUACGCGCGCCAGCUAUCGGUGGCUUGUCCAUAGAGUCCAUUGCCAAUCUGACCACACCACUGGAGUCCUUCGAGUUGUCGCAUCGACCCUACACAUUAAUUAGGAAUAGUCACAAUCCGAUUAGUGUCCCAGUGGAUGAUAGUUUCCGCUGUGUGCACCGCGAAUACAUUGUCUUCACCUGGGUGCUCUGCCUCGUCUCCCUGGCCACGGCGCUCAAGCUGUACUACCUGAUCAAGGCAAUCAUGGCCCUCGGCAUGGUCGCCUUUUACACCACACUGAUCUUCAUCAGGUUCAGCACCGAAGAGAGCUUCAGCCUGGCCAAGCUGAGACAGAACGGCAUGCCUCUGGGCGUACAAAUGCUAAUAUUGCUCAUCACCUUUCUCAUCAUGGUGUGCUAUCAUGCGAGACUCGUCGAGGUUACCUCGCGGCUGGACUUCAUUUGGAAGGAGCAAGCGGAACGAGAGCUGACCAACAUGAAAUCGAAUCGUGCACUUAAUGACACAUUAAUUAAGAACAUUUUGCCGGACCAUGUGGCUGAGUAUUACCUGUCCGACGAGCACACGGACGAGCUCUACUCCAAAAUGCACAACCUCUGCGGCGUCAUGUUCGCCUCCAUUCCCAACUUCCAGGACUUUUACUCGGAGGACAUCGACAAUGGCAAGGCGUGUAUUCGCAUUCUGAAUGAGAUUAUCUGUGACUUUGAUGAAUUGCUGGAGGAGCCGCGCUUUGCAUCAGUUGAGAAAAUUAAGACAGUGGGCGCCACCUACAUGGCCGCCGCUGGACUCAAUCACGAGCAUUUGCGCGUUCGCGGUGAAACCCCCGAGGAUAGCGUCUGUGACCUGGUGGAGUUCGCCUUUGCCAUGAAGAAGAAGCUGGAGGAGAUCAACGGCGAUGCGUUCAACAAUUUCCAGCUGCGUGUCGGCAUCUGCAGUGGGCCUCUGGUCAGUGGCGUGAUUGGAGCACGCAAGCCUGUCUACGACAUAUGGGGUAAUACGGUAAACGUCGCCUCACGCAUGGACUCCACGGGCGAGAACUGGCGCGUCCAGGUACCGGCCAACACGGCAGAGUUUCUCUGCUCACGCGGCUAUACCUGUGUGAAACGUGGCGAAAUCAACGUCAAGGGCAAGGGCAUGAUGACCACCUACUAUGUGCAUCCAAAGGGCAUCUCGGACAGCCAACUGAUCUCACCUGUGCGUAUGCCGGCGGGCAUGCCACUCGCCCAGACGCCCAACCUACAGCGACAGACCUCGCAUCACGGCUCCUUCAGUGCGGUUGUCUUUGGCAUGAUGCAGGCCACCAAACGGAGCACCGCGAUACCGGGCACACCUACCGGCACGCCGUCACCACAAAUCCGACGUGGGCAUCGGGGCAGCACCUUCAGUUCGGUGCGUCUAUCCCAGAAGUCGACGACUGUUAAUCCAGUGCGUCGUAAUACAACCCGAGUGCGAGGACGUUCCUAUCGCCAGAAAAAGAGCUCCUCCAACAACUCAAUAGUCACACAGGCCAGCUCCACGUAUAUGCCCUCGUUUCGGCGAAUCGAUCAGAUCGAGACAACAAUCUCGAAGAGUCACAACGAUGCUUUAUAGCCUAGCAUGCGCACCAAUUGGGUCUAAGGACCACCAAUUGCCAAACAUUACUGUAGAAUUUAUUUUUAGAAGCGUUUUCAUACAGUCGAGUCUAGCUAUAGGAACUGGAGUCCUAAUAGAUCUAACAACUAUUCAAUUAUAUUACAGAGCUAAGUCAGUAGAAAUCGAAGUUGCUAGCGAAUCUAUACUUGUAAUAUAUAUAUAUAUGUAUGUACGUCAGAAUUAGUUAACUAUGUAACAUUAUCUCAGCACAACUCUAGUCGUAUGCAUAAAUAUUUAUAAACA
Messenger RNA from Drosophila hydei, 5563 nucleotides. It is a transcript of the gene Adcy8, whose product is annotated as adenylyl cyclase 78C. The coding region runs from base 182 to 5278 and encodes 1698 amino acids. Gene Ontology annotation, biological process: cAMP biosynthetic process; intracellular signal transduction; adenylate cyclase-activating G protein-coupled receptor signaling pathway. The transcript has 24 exons. Gene Ontology annotation, molecular function: adenylate cyclase activity. Gene Ontology annotation, cellular component: plasma membrane. NCBI's taxonomy places the organism in Eukaryota, Metazoa, Arthropoda, Insecta, Diptera, Drosophilidae. The record is from RefSeq and is a predicted model, not a curated record.